CCCAGCCUCUAACUGUCCAAGUUUGUGGCUAUCUAGCAUGGCUUCAUACGUCAGAUCCCACGGGACUGUAAACGCUCUUCCCGCCCUCUGUUGCUAAGGGGAACUGUAUCAUUCCCGGCCAGCUGCGCUGCGCAUGCUCGGCCGCACAGCUCGGCGGGAAAAGGGGCGGGGUCUACCUGACUGUUUCGCGUCAGAGUUAAGUUCCUUAGAGAAGCGUCCUGCGGCGAUCCUCACUGAGGGGAAUUAGUAAGCCUCCUUAAGUGGCUGUGUUGUCGGUCUUUAUUCCCGCGCCUUACCAGAAAGGGGCUGAGAGUUUCGUCUGUCAGAGGGAGGAAGAAGCGUCGGGUCGGGCCGGAGUCCUAAAGAUGGUUCCUUGCGUGCGGCUUCCGCCAUGAACCUGGAUACUAUUCCCCAAGAAGAAAUUCAUUAGUUUGGAACUAGUGGAUUCCUUUGCAUCAGAUACUAAGAUGAAAGAAUCACCGAUAGAUAGCGAAUGUGACAAAGCAGUGGCACCACAACUGGGGCAGCUGGAUGAAAUUAAGACAGAACCUGACAAUGCACAGGAGUAUUGUCAAGCCCAGCAGCCCAAAACUCAGGAGAAUGAACUGAAAAUAAAUACUACAUUUUCAGACAGUGCUCCACAGUUGACUACAAGCAUUCAGCUUUCUCUGACAUCAUCUGGCAUGAAUAAAAUGCUUCCUUCAGUUUCAACCACAGCUAUUCAGGUUUCCUGUUCUGGUUGUAAAAAAAUUCUUCAGAAGGGGCAAACUGCUUAUCAGAGGAAGGGGUCCACUCAGCUCUUCUGCUCCACGUUUUGUAUCACCGAAUACAUUUCAUCUGCCAAUUCACCAGCUCUUCCCAAGAAAACUUGUUCAAACUGCUCAAAAGACAUUUUAAAUCUAAAGGAUGUGAUCAGCGUCCAGCUGGAUGACUCUAGCAAAAAUUUUUGCAGCCAGUCUUGUCUUUCAUCAUAUGAAGAAAAAAGAAAAGCAUUUGUUGCCAUAUGUACUAAUAACAUUUUAACCAAGUGCAGCAUGUGUCAGAAGACUACUGUUAUUCAGUAUGAAGUAAAAUAUCAGAAUGUGAAACACUGUCUUUGUAGUAAUGCCUGUUCUUCACUCUCACUUGAACAGCCUCCUGUGAUCUGUUGUGAGAACUGCAGGGCUUACGAUCACACGUCUAGUCUGUUGCAUAUACUUCCAAUGAAAGGCCAGUCCCAUUACUUUAUUAGUUCAAAGAGUAUGACAGCAUAUAAGCAGAAACCAGCCAAAACACUUACAUCUGUUCUUUGCAAAUCAUUGAAGCCCUCAGAUGAAAUGAUUGAGACCACCAAUGACUUGGGGAAGACAGACCUUUUCUGUUCUAUUAAUUGUUUCUCUGCUUACAAUAAAGCUAAGAUGGAAUCUUCUACAGUAAAUGUUUCCAUGGUACAUGAUGCUUCAACGGGGCUCUUUUCUCCAAAGAAAGAUACAACUCCAAUUAUAAGCAAUAUAGUGUCACUGGCAGAUACUCAUGUCUCCCUACCCAUCAUGAACUCUGAUGUCUCACAAGAUACAGUUUCUUCAGUAACAGCAAAUGUCAUUGUAGAUAGUUUACCCAGUGAAUCAAGUACUGGUGUUGCUAAUAAUAGUGUUGAACAGCCAAGCCUUUCACCAUCUUCAUCAAUAUCCAGUCAGAAUGCAGUUGGCUCCAGUGUAGAAGUACAGAAAGAUCAAGUGUCAAACCAAGAUGCUACAUACAGUAUGAAAUCUGUGAAAAUAAGUGAUGGACUAUGUCAUCCAAAAUUUACAUCCAAAGUACUAAAAGUUAAAGAUAAAUCACGAAGUGUUAAGAAAUCUUGGUGUUCAAAUUUCCAGCAUUUGAAAAGCAGUAUUAAAAAGGAUGUGACAUUCUGUUACUCAUGCCAGUUGUUCUGCCAAAAAAAUUUUAGUUGUGGAGGAGAAUCAUUAGCAGCCCAAGGAAUUUCUAAUUGGAAAAAGACUCUGGAAAAAUUCAGAAAGCAUGAAAAAAGUGAAAUGCAUUUGAAGUCAUUGCAGUUUUGGAGGGAAUCCCAGUUUUGUGAUGAAGCUGUCAAUGAUAAUUUAUCUAUCCAUUCAAAACAGAUGGAAGGAAAUAAAAAGUACCUAAAGCUUAUAAUUGAAAAUAUUUUAUUUCUUGGGAAGCAGAGUUUAUCAUUAAGGGGAAAUGAUCAGUCGAUUUCAACUGUGAAUAAAGGCAAUUUUUUAGAAUUGUUAGAAAUCAGAGCAAAAGAUAAAGGAGAGGAAGUAUUCCGACUUCUGAAUUCACAAGUUGAUUUCUAUAAUAGUACACAAAUUCAAAAUGAUAUUAUUGAAAUAAUAAAGACUGAAAUACUGCAAGAUAUUGUGAAUGAAAUCAAUGUCUCCCCAGCUUUUUCAAUAAUAUGUGAUGAGACAACUGAUAGUGCCACUAAAGAACAGCUUUCCAUUUGUGUAAGAUACCCACAAAAAAUGUCAAAGGCUGUCUUAAUAAAAGAAAGAUUCUUGGGUUUCAUAGAUGUUGAAGAGAUGACUGGGACUGACUUACAUAGAACUAUCAAAACUUACCUGCAGCAAAUUGGAGUUGAUUUGAGUAAAAUAUGCGGCCAGGCCUAUGAUAGUACCAUGAAUUUGAGGGGAAAAUUUAAUAAAGUUGCAGCAGAAUUCAAGAAAGAAGAGCCAAGAGCUUUGUACAUACAUUGUUAUGCCCAUUUUUUGGAUUUAGCAGUAAUUAGGUUUUGUAAAGAAGUAAAAGAACUCCGAAUUACUCUAAAUACUCUCAGCUCUUUGUUCAACACUAUUCAUAUGUCUGGGGAAAUGUCUGCACAUUUUCAAAAUAUUUGUAAACUAAGUCAAAACAAAACAUGCAAGAAACAUACAUCACAAUCAUGUUGGACAGCCCAUGAUCGUAUGUUACUAUCAGUGAUCGAGGGUCUUCCAGAGAUUAUUGAAACACUGGAAUUUGUAGCAAGCCAUUCUUCAAAUACAAGUUUGGCUGAUGAAUUGAGUGAUUUGUUAACAUUGGUUUCCAAAUUUGAAUUUAUCUUUUGUUUGAAAUUUCUUUAUCGAGUGUUAAGUGUUACAGGAAUUCUUUCCAAAGAGCUUCAGAGUGAAACCAUAGAUAUUUUUUCAUUGUCUUCAAAAAUAGAAGCAAUUUUGGAAUGUUUAUCAUCUGAAAGAAAUGACGUCUAUUUCAAAACUAUCUGGGAUGGAACAGAGGAAAUAUGUCAAAAAAUAACCAGUAAAAGUUUUGAAGUUGAAAGACCUUCUUUUCAGAAAAGAAGAAAAAUUCAGAAAACAAUAGAUCUUGGCAAUUCAGAUAGUACUUUUUUUCCUACCUCAACAGAAGAACAAUAUAAAAUUAAUAUUUAUUACCAAGGAUUGGACACUAUAUUAAAUAAUUUAAAAUUAUGUUUUUCAGAGUUUGAUUAUUGCAAAAUGAAGCAAAUUUCAGAACUAUUAUUUAAAUGGAAUGAACCGUUAAAUGAAGCAACAGCCAAACAUGUCCAAGAAUUUUAUAAACUUGAUGCAGACAUCAUCCCAGAACUUAGAUUUUAUCGGCAAUAUGCAAAGCUUAACUUUGUCAUAGAUUAUGAUUGUAUCAACUUCAUCAAUCUUGGCUAUUUGUUUAUCCAGCAUGGUCUUCACAAUAAUAUUCCUUGCAUAUCAAAGCUGUUAUAUAUUGCUUUGUCUUGGCCAGUUACUUCAAGUGCCGAAAACUCAUUUUCUACACUGCCUCGUCUUAAAACAUAUUUAUGUCAUACCAUGGGACAAGAGAAGCUUAGUGGCCUAGCCCUAAUGGCUAUUGAGCAGGAAUUGGUAAAUAAACUGAUGGAACCUGAAAGACUCAGUGGGAUUGUGGAAAAGUUUAUCCAUCCAAUGAAAGAGAUGUAACACUUGCUAAUUUGAGUUUUACCUAAAAGAAUUUUGUAUUUCUGCUGGAA
Molecule: messenger RNA, 3940 nt
Organism: Panthera uncia (snow leopard)
Lineage: Eukaryota; Metazoa; Chordata; Mammalia; Carnivora; Felidae
Gene: ZMYM1
Product: zinc finger MYM-type containing 1
Molecular function (GO): zinc ion binding; protein dimerization activity
Source: RefSeq, a predicted model, not a curated record